Messenger RNA from Quercus lobata, 603 nucleotides. RefSeq names its product protein BRASSINOSTEROID INSENSITIVE 1-like. Gene Ontology annotation, molecular function: protein kinase activity; ATP binding; protein binding. Gene Ontology annotation, biological process: protein phosphorylation. Bases 1 to 603 code for a protein of 200 amino acids. The transcript has 2 exons. Lineage: Eukaryota; Viridiplantae; Streptophyta; Magnoliopsida; Fagales; Fagaceae. The record is from RefSeq and is a predicted model, not a curated record.
AUGACAAAAUUGCGCAUUGUUGUAAUCAUGGACUUAUCCUAUAAUCAAAUUACUGGAAAUAUUCCCAGUAUCAUUGGUGCUUUUGAGAGCCUAAGUUAUCUAAACAUGUCAAAGAACUCAUUCCAAGGAAACAUUCCACAAUCUUUUGGACAAUUGAGGGGAAUGGAUCAACUGGAUCUCUCAAACAAUAAUAUCUCUGGUACCAUUCCAAAAUCUCUUGAGACACUUCCAUAUCUCAAGUAUUUGAAUUUGUCCUUAAAUAGGCUAUCGGGAGAGAUUCCAUCCACCGGACCUUUUGCAAACUUCACCGCAGAAUCAUUUUUAGGUAAUGAAGCACUUUGUGGGAAUCCAAUUUUUGGAGUUCCAUCUUGUUUGCCUAUCACAUUGCCUACAGUGGAUCAUAAAAUGAUAUUAUAUCAAGAGCUUUCUCCUGGAACAAAUAACUUUUGUGAGAGCAACUUGCUUGGAAAAGGAGGUUUUGGUUCUGUGUACAAAGGAAUACUAUCUGAUGGGACUAUCAUUGCUGUCAAAGUUCUAAAUCUGCAAUUGGAGGGUGCUUUCAAAAGUUUUGAUGUUGAAUGCAAGGUGUUAAGGGCAAUCUGA